Messenger RNA from Rattus norvegicus (Norway rat), 3362 nucleotides. RefSeq names its product zinc finger and BTB domain containing 14 (gene Zbtb14). Lineage: Eukaryota; Metazoa; Chordata; Mammalia; Rodentia; Muridae. The coding region runs from base 82 to 1431 and encodes 449 amino acids. Gene Ontology annotation, molecular function: sequence-specific double-stranded DNA binding; RNA polymerase II cis-regulatory region sequence-specific DNA binding; sequence-specific DNA binding. The record is from RefSeq and is marked validated. Gene Ontology annotation, biological process: negative regulation of transcription by RNA polymerase II; negative regulation of DNA-templated transcription. Gene Ontology annotation, cellular component: nucleus; nucleolus; nucleoplasm. The transcript is spliced from 2 exons.
AUCUGGCUUGCCCCUGAUCAGACUUACUCUGAUCUGAAGAUUUUGUUGUUUAAGGCAUUAAGAAAAUAGCCUGAAUUGUUCAUGGAGUUUUUCAUCAGUAUGUCUGAAACUAUAAAAUACAAUGACGAUGAUCAUAAGACGCUGUUUCUGAAAACGCUGAACGAACAGCGCCUGGAAGGAGAGUUCUGUGACAUCGCCAUCGUGGUGGAAGAUGUGAAGUUCAGAGCCCACCGCUGUGUCCUCGCCGCCUGCAGCACGUACUUUAAGAAGCUGUUUAAGAAGCUGGAAGUGGAUAGCUCUUCUGUCAUAGAGAUAGAUUUCCUCCGUUCCGACAUAUUUGAAGAGGUGCUGAACUACAUGUACACAGCAAAGAUUUCCGUGAAGAAGGAGGACGUCAACCUGAUGAUGUCGUCCGGUCAGAUUCUUGGCAUCCGCUUUUUGGAUAAACUGUGUUCCCAGAAGCGCGACGUGUCCAGCCCGGAUGAAAGUAACGGCCAGUCCAAGAGUAAGUAUUGCCUCAAGUUAAACCGCCCCAUUGGAGACGCUGCCGAUGCUCAGGACGAUGAUGUGGAAGAAAUCGGGGACCAGGAUGACAGCCCUUCUGACGACACGGUGGAGGGCACUCCCCCAAGCCAGGAGGACGGCAAGUCUCCCACGACCACUCUCAGGGUUCAGGAAGCGAUUUUGAAAGAGCUGGGGAGUGAAGAGGUUCGGAAAGUGAACUGCUACGGCCAGGAGGUGGAAUCCAUGGAGACUCCCGAGUCCAAAGAUCUGGGGUCUCAGACCCCCCAAGCCUUAACCUUUAACGACGGGAUGAGCGAGGUGAAAGACGAACAGACUCCUGGCUGGACGACAGCAGCCAGUGACAUGAAGUUUGAGUACCUGCUCUACGGUCACCACCGGGAGCAGAUCGCCUGCCAGGCGUGCGGGAAGACGUUUUCUGACGAAGGCAGGUUGAGGAAGCAUGAAAAGCUCCACACGGCAGACAGGCCAUUUGUCUGUGAGAUGUGUACAAAGGGUUUCACCACCCAGGCCCAUCUGAAGGAACACCUAAAGAUCCACACGGGGUAUAAACCAUACAGCUGUGAGGUGUGCGGGAAGUCGUUUAUCCGCGCCCCAGACCUGAAGAAGCACGAGAGAGUUCACAGCAACGAGAGACCGUUCGCCUGUCACAUGUGCGACAAAGCCUUCAAACACAAGUCUCACCUCAAGGACCACGAGAGAAGACACAGAGGGGAGAAGCCUUUUGUGUGCGGCUCCUGCACCAAGGCCUUUGCCAAGGCCUCGGAUCUGAAGAGGCACGAGAACAAUAUGCACAGUGAAAGGAAACAGGUCACCCCCAGUGCCAUCCAGAGCGAGACGGAACAGUUGCAGGCCGCAGCGAUGGCCGCUGAGGCGGAACAGCAGCUAGAGACAAUUGCCUGUAGCUAGAGGUGGUGGGUCAGGAACACUCGGCCCGGGAGGUGGUCGCUUGAACACUUCUGUGCUGGCAGGACCUAAGGCAGUGUGCACUCCGGUUAGGUAAUUCUCAGAUUUCUCAAGGCAGUUAUGUUCCUACGUUCUGACCAAACAGUUUGAGGUUUUUUUUGUUUGUUUGUUUGGUUGUUUUUUUUUUGUUUUGUUUUGUUUUGUUUUUUGUGAUGUCUAAAGUUCAUAUUCUCAAUAAGUUCCUCUACCCUUCUUUAUGGUUUUAGUUCGAAAUCUCCUUUGUCUAGUUUAAAAUGGAUGGCUUCUGUCCCGUCCAGAAUCCCUCAAGUCUUACCAAGCUGGUGAGUGCACUGCGGAGAGUCACUGAAAUAAAUUGAUUUCCCCAAUCAUCCCAGUGUAUGUGACUACUCAUGGUCAAAACAGCAGUUUUAAUAACUGGAUACAAGAACUUUAUAUAUAGGGUGCAGACAGUGUUGGCACGCGCUGACCCAGAACACUGCAGAAGUACAAAACCAAAUGUGGAAAAAUGGAAUGGUGUUGAGUUUUAUAUUUGGUUUGUGAUUUCUCUCUCUCUCACAUACACACACACACACACACACACACACACACACACACACACGUUUUUCACUGUUCCUGUGGACAAACAGUGGUUGCUUUCCUGAAGUGUUUCUUCAUCCAUUGUAAUGGCCCCUGUACCCACCCAUGCUGCGGGUCAUGUGGUACCUCAGGGUGAGCGAGAUCACCAGGAGGCUGGUGGUGUUGAAACCGAGUUCCUCUUUUGUCCAGUGUGGCCAUACUGUCUGUGUGUGUCUGUGCGGUGGACCAGUAUCGACUGGAGGAGAAGAGUCUAAGACAAGGUUUUUACAGAUUAAAACAAAACAAAAAAAAAACAAAAAAAAAAGCCCUAAGGUUUCCUAGGUCUUGAAAUUGUGACUGGUUUUGUAUUUAAGAUCAAAAUUAGGACAAGGAACAGAGAUGUUUCUUCAGAUGUUUGUGUAGCUUGCAGGUCGUCAAGCUUGGGGUGGGGGCAUCUCUGCAGCACUCAGGUUCCCGUGAAGAAGACGCUCGCUUACGUGAAUGUGAAAUCCUUUAAGUGUGUAAAUAGUAGUGUUGGUCUCAUGCAUUUCGAGAAAAAGGACAGCUGCAAUGUUUUUUCCUUUCCUUUUUUUUUUUUCUUCUUCUUUUUUUUACGCAGUGGAUUAAAGUACCUUUCACUGGCAACAAGUCUCAGACCCCUUCAACCAACGUUAGAGACCAUCAGACGAACCGUCCAUGUUCUCCAAAUGUGUUUUAUCAUUGGUGGUUGCAGUUUUCGAUGGAAGCUGAUUGCCUUGUCAUAGCCAUAAAUCAGAAUUAUGAACUUUGUUACAGAUUGGGCGUACUAAAUGCUCUUUUGACUGUUUCCUUAGGAAUAUAUUGAAAUGCCAACGGAGUUCGGAUUAUGUUCUGUAAGAAAGUGUAGACCAUUGUUUUAGGAUGUGUACAGUUGUAGAAGGUGCCAGCUUUAAGAGUUCAUGUUUUGGUUCUUAAGGUUUUUCUUUUUUCUUUUUUGUUUAUAAAUGCAUCAAAGUAAUUUCAUUACAUGGCUUGCCGUACUAACAUCUGUUAUUACUGUUGUGAGAAAAUUUUUUACUUUCAAAACCGGUGUACAUGUUUAUGCCCGAGAUUGUCGGAUGGAGAAGCUACCGUUAAGAUUUUUUUUUAAUUUAUUUUUAAAAUGUAUUGGCUUAAAUUAAUUUUUCCCUGAGCGGUUUGUUCUGUUUCGAAGGCAAUCCCGUCAGUUCGACUAUGCUGUUAGUAGGGGGGGGCCAACUGGUGAUCCUGGGCUGUGUUAACCAAAGCAAAUGUGAGAUCAGCUGGCAUCCUGUUAAUAGCUAUUUCAACAAACCAUAUUUUGGGCCUUUGUUUUUGUAUAUAAAGAUAAUGAUACACUU